AUGGCACGUGCCCUGCUACUGGCCUUGAUGCUGCGCGGCAGCCUGGCUUCUCCCUGUCCAGGCAUGUUGUUCGAGGGUCGAUGGGUCGAUUGGUUUGGAGAAGAGUGGUUCGGCUGCGGGAGUGAACUGGGAGGGUUUGAGCUCCGUCGGCAUCGCCUACAGCGUGCCCCCCCCCAGAACUACUACGUGGUCCCGGAGCUCCCGGUCUACGACAAGUCGUUGAAAGAGUUGGAUUUGAAGGCGGUUGUGGCCGACAUGCAGAAGCUCUUUCUGGACUCCCAGGAGUGUUGGCCAGCCGACUGGGGCCAUUACGGCCCCUUCUUCGUCCGGCUCGCGUGGCAUUGCUCGGGCACGUGGCGUAUCACCGAUGGGCGCGGUGGCUGCGCCGGUGGCCGGCAGCGCUUUGAGCCGGAGAGGUCCUGGGCCGACAAUACCAACCUGGACAAGGCGCGCGCCUUGCUGUGGCCCAUCAAGUCCAAGUUUGGGGCGGGGCUCAGUUGGGGUGACCUCUUCACCUUGGCCGGCACCGCCGCCAUCAAGAUGAUGGGCGGCCCCAUCACUGAGUACUGCGCGGGGCGCAUCGAUUCACCGGAUGGUACCGAGAGCUUGGAUUUGGGCCCCAGCGAGGAGCAGAGGAAGUAUGCACCCUGCGCCAUCAAUGGCACCUGCCAGCGACCAUUGGGCAGCACCACGGUCGGCCUGAUCUACUUGAACCCUGAAGGCGGCCAUCGGCACGCGUCGCGUCGUCAAGGGCGGCGGAGAGAGAGGUCGGUGCUGGACUUCCAUGGCAAAUGGCCCUGUCACCAAGCAGCCGGAGUCUUGGGCGAGCGGAGCAUGACCUCCCGACUUCUGCACCUGACGUUGUUGAGACUGACCAUGGGGACUGGAAUCCUUUCUCUCAACAGACACCUCAAUCUGGGCGGAGCCGCAUUUGAUGAACGGUCUCACACAGCAGCAACACCAGACUCAGAUGGACACUACGAUGUGGACCCCGACCCCGCCAAGAGCGCCAAAGACAUUCGCGACGCCUUUGGGCGCAUGGGAAUGAAUGACUCCCAAACUGUGGCACUCAUUGGUGGAGGCCACACCUUCGGCAAAAGCCACGGCGCCUGCCCCGAGGGCCCCGGGCCCGCACCCAAUCAGGCCACGGGCCCUGGUGGGUGGCGACGUCGGGUGAUGUUGGGAGACGUCGGGUGCGGUAAUGAUCACCCCGCCAUGUUGCUGGUUUCUUCAUGUUUUCUUUUUCUCUCGAUUUGUCAAGUUUUGGUGAUGAAGAUGGUUCGCAAAACACGGUUAAGACCGGUCCACCGGUCUUCCUUUUUUCGCAUGCUGGGUGACUGCCUGGUCUUCUUUCUGUCAGACUCUUCAUGUUAUUUAAGUGCUUUGCGAAGAAGAGAGACCCUUGAGUCUCAGCUGCAAGACUCUGUCAGACUGGUUUGUAAAGGACCAGAACAUGGUUCCAAAGAGGAAGCUGCACAUCAAACAGCGAGGCCCUGA
Durusdinium trenchii is the source of this 1497-nucleotide messenger RNA. The record is from the annotation of a GenBank genome assembly. Lineage: Eukaryota; Dinophyceae; Suessiales; Symbiodiniaceae.